AUGGCGCAAGUGUUGCGUGGAGAAAAUUGGCUGCCAAUUCGACCCGGUUUUGAUGUAUUGUAUCAUUAUAGGAACUUCUAUAACCAACCAAAAGGCGGUGCACCGGGUCUCACUGGUUUAAUAAGCGAUCAUGGUGAGAAAUGGAAGCGACUGCGCUCUUUAGUUAACCCUAUCAUAAUGCAUCCAGAUAAUAUAAAACUGUACGAUGAGCCCAUUGGUGAAGUUGCUAAGGAUUUGGUCCAAAGAAUAAAGGAUUUAAGAGACCGAGAGGGAAUGAUAACAGAAAACUUCGAUUAUUUAAUGUACCUUUGGGCCUUGGAAUCUGUCAGUGUUGUGGCCUUAGGAAGACGAUUGAAUACCUUCAAUGAAAACUUGGAAUCAGAUUCAGUAGCACGACGUCUAAUAACACUUAUUCAUGAGUUUUUUGCAAUAUCUGAAGACAUAGAUAUCAAGCCAAGUCUAUGGAGAUAUUAUCCAACGCCCGCUUUUAAACGAGCUAUGAAAGUAUUUUCCGAAAUAGACAGUAUUACAAGAAGUUUAGUACUGAAAGCAAAAGAUGAAUUAAGCCAAAGGGGUCAUAGUGACGAUGAUAAAAAGGGUGUUCUGGAAAAACUACUCGAAGUGGAUGAAAAAAUUGCCCUCAUUAUGGCUGGCGAUUUACUGUUUACUGGCGUUGAUACGGUUGCAAAUACCAUGAGUUGCGUCUUAUACCUUCUUGCAAGCCAUCCUGAAAAACAGAUCACACUGCGACAGGAAGUUAAUUCUGGAGACGAAAAAAAGUAUUUUCUAAAGGCCUGCAUCAAGGAGUCUUUAAGAGUAAUGCCAGUUGCUGGUGGAAACAUCAGACAGUGUACAAAGGAGUAUAAUCUUUUAGGAUACGAAAUACCAAAAGAUAUGUUCGUAGUAUUUCCUCACCAGUAUCUUUCGAAGAUGGAAAGUCAGUACCCCAGAGCUAAUGAAUUUAUUCCCGAAAGAUGGUUGGUUGACAAGGAUCACCCUCUGUAUCACGGAAAUGCACAUCCAUUUGCAUACAACCCUUUCGGAUUUGGCGCAAGAAUUUGUAUAGGUCGUCGUAUAGCGGAGUUAGAGUUAGAAAGUUUACUUUCAAAAAUUAUACAAAACUUCGAACUCGAAUGGAGAGGUCUACCACCGACCAUGUACCAAAGUUCACUGAACUAUUUCAAAGGACCUUUCAACUUUGUUUUUAAAGAUAUUAAAUAA
This is a messenger RNA of Danaus chrysippus (African queen), 1221 nucleotides long. Lineage: Eukaryota; Metazoa; Arthropoda; Insecta; Lepidoptera; Nymphalidae. The record is from the annotation of a GenBank genome assembly.